Anastrepha obliqua is the source of this 961-nucleotide messenger RNA. RefSeq lists its product as uncharacterized. Bases 207 to 929 code for a protein of 240 amino acids. Gene Ontology annotation, biological process: DNA integration. The transcript is spliced from 2 exons. NCBI's taxonomy places the organism in Eukaryota, Metazoa, Arthropoda, Insecta, Diptera, Tephritidae. The record is from RefSeq and is a predicted model, not a curated record. Gene Ontology annotation, molecular function: nucleic acid binding.
AUCGCCAACGAAGGGGAGUGAAACUACAGCUGCAAUAUUCAUCAGUCACCAAUAUCCACCGGCCACCUUAUAUAUAUACAUAUCUAUCCACCGUUACACCGUUAACAUCGAGGGAGGAAUGACCUGCAACUGCGUGGCCUGCAAAAGGGAAGUUCAAGCUGGAAACAAACCAGUCCACGAUAAACAGGUUCAUUGGGCGCCGAGGGAUGCCAGCCAAAAUAUACUGCGACAACGCGACGAACUUCGUGGGAGCAGAGAGGAAGCUGAGGGAGCUCCGGGAAGCCUUUCUGGCACAGAAAGAGGAGAUUCUCCAAUACGCCGCCGACGAAGGAUUCAUCUUCGCCUUCAUACCUCCGAGGGCACCCCACUUCGGCGGCCUGUGGGAAGCAGCAGUGAAGUCGGCCAAACAUCUGCUGGUGCGCGCCGUAGGCAACGCGCUGUUAACCGCCGAAGAAUGCGCAACGCUUCUCGUCGAAGUAGAAGCGGUACUGAAUUCCCGACCGCUCGCACCACUCAGCCACGACCCCAACGACGGCGAGGCGCUAACGCCGGCGCAUCUUCUAAUCGGUUGCCCCUUGCGAGCUUUGCCACCGGAGAAGGUACCCGUCAACCUCAGCCGCUGCUUAGAGAGAUGGCAGCUUGUUUGCUCUCUCAAGCAACAAGUUUGGCGCGCGUGGUCGAAGAGCUACCUUCUGGAGCUUCAGCAGCGCAACAAAUGGGUGCACCCGCAGCCCAACGUCCAACCAGGCCAACUCGUCGUCGUCCACGAAGACAACGUACCACCGCAGCAUUGGGUGCUCGGUCGAGUAACCGCAACCAUUCCCGGAGCGGACGGCAAAAUUCGAGUCGCAGACAUCACUACUAGGUCGGGUGAAGUACGACGCCCUAUUCACAAACUCGCCGUGCUGCCGGUGGAAAACAAGAAUUGAAGGCUGUUGGAUUCCUUCAAGGUGGCCGGUGU